AUGUUUGAGACUCUCCAAGAUAGAGCGGGUGAUGGAGAGUUGUUGCUGCCGUUGAAGACCAACUCAUCACUCGCCCUUCAACCCUGCGUGGCAGGACGCAAACCGGCCAUGAGGGUAGACGAGGACCGUCUUGCCGUGAAAAAUGUCAGUUCGGUGGCGGGUAUGCAGGAGACUUGA
Messenger RNA from Aspergillus tanneri, 177 nucleotides. RefSeq lists its product as uncharacterized. The coding region runs from base 1 to 177 and encodes 58 amino acids. The record is from RefSeq and is a predicted model, not a curated record. NCBI's taxonomy places the organism in Eukaryota, Fungi, Ascomycota, Eurotiomycetes, Eurotiales, Aspergillaceae. The transcript has 2 exons.